ACACCUCCAGUAAUUGUGGUUAGAAAUUGUCUGCAUUGGUCUGACCGCACACCAGCUGUGAGAUUUUAACUGAGGCAUCGCCACACACCUGGUCAUCUCUAAGCCUCUUGUAGACCUGCAGAGUCUUGGUGGGCUCAAAGAGUGGGCCAUGCAUCACCAAGCAAAGGAAGAAAGGGAUCUUCCCAAACUGGAAGGGAAUGAGGAAGCCCCCAUGUCAGCUUCCACUGAAGCCUUGGACAGUCCCUCCUCUGAGACUCUGGGAGCUCAGGCUGAGCAGGCCCAAGCUACCCAGACCCCCGACCCCCGCAGAGGAUGUGGGUUUAUCUGUCAGCCCUGGUGUCUGCUCCUUGCACUGACUCUACUCCUGCUUUCUCUCCUUGGCAGCUGGGCAGUGGUCCACCUCACCUUGGGGACUCACGGAGGAUCGCCUUUUCGGAUCUCGGCCAGCUACGAUCAGCGGAUCCCACAGGAUGAUACGGCUACCAUCGAGCCACACUUCACCACCAACUGCACCAUGGCAUCCUCCCCUGGCCCUAACAUCACUCUGGAGGGCCAGUACCACUGUCACCAAGGCCCUGCGAUCCCACUGGAUAAACUGUGCGACUUCAAUACGGACUGUCCGCACGGCGACGAUGAAGGCCACCUCUGUCGACGCUUUCUCAAUGGCAGCUACUGCUCCUUUGAAGAGGGAGAGUGCAGUUGGCAGUCAAUAUCCAGCCACGGUCUCUCCUGGAGAAGACUUCAGUCACCAGCCAAAGCAACCCGGCAGAGCUGCCAGUCAUCAGGUGCUACGUUCACGGUGGAGGGAGGCCAAGGUAAAGGUCAGCGCAGCUCAGCGCUGAGGAGUCCUCUGUUCGCUCCUCCUCUAAGAAACUCCCCCUGCACGGUGCGAUUCUGGCUGUGUUCUGGAGGCUUACAGAAGGGGUCGCUGUCACUGUGGAUCACGGAGAACAGUACAGGAUCUAGAGAGCGGCGCCAACUGUGGCAUUCAGCCAGCGAACCCAAAUCUGAAAGAGGCUGGAAACUCAUUGUACUUCCCCUUUACGGGUUGGCAGACUGGUUCUGGCUCCAGUUCAACACAGAAGAUGGGCCUGGACCCGGUUCAGCCAUCUCUCUGGACAACAUCUCUUUCAGUAUGGACUGCUUCUUGGCAUCUAAUGGGGAGUUUCCACCAGUGGUCACCAGCACAACGAGGCUGCCGUUUAGACCACCUAAUAAGACUUCCCCUCCAUCCAUUAGCCAUUCAGCGAUCAUCCCCACCUCAGAUUACUGUAAGUAUGAGCCUGAUAUCCACAUUUAA
Molecule: messenger RNA, 1300 nt
Organism: Stegastes partitus (bicolor damselfish)
Lineage: Eukaryota; Metazoa; Chordata; Actinopteri; Pomacentridae
Product: ALK tyrosine kinase receptor-like
Exons: 7
Coding region: 149-1300 (383 amino acids)
Cellular component (GO): membrane
Molecular function (GO): protein binding
Source: RefSeq, a predicted model, not a curated record